Messenger RNA from Peronospora matthiolae, 321 nucleotides. NCBI's taxonomy places the organism in Eukaryota, Oomycota, Peronosporomycetes, Peronosporales, Peronosporaceae. The record is from the annotation of a GenBank genome assembly.
AUGAAUACGUUGGAUGAUGAAGAUGACCAAAGCUUUCACGCUACGCGUGACGGCUACUCCCAUUUGAGCGAUGCCGAAUGGGAUGCGGUUGAACGGAUGGGUUCAACCAUGGGCAUCCAUGCUGUUGGCGUCAUGCGAGAGGCUCUCAAUAGAGAUGCCCAACAUGCUACUAUCGCCAAGUUCAUUCAAAAUGAACUUGACGCUGAACGCGAGAAAUUUGAACUGUUGAGACAGCAGCAGGCUGCUGCUGGUGGGUCGAUGCACUCGCGUCGACCCGAGACUUUGAAGAUUGACAUCUCUAAGUAUAAGGGAGUCCAAUAG